Messenger RNA from Aspergillus wentii DTO 134E9, 1272 nucleotides. Its product is annotated as DUF3844 domain-containing protein. Gene Ontology annotation, cellular component: endoplasmic reticulum. The record is from RefSeq and is a predicted model, not a curated record. The transcript is spliced from 4 exons. The coding region runs from base 1 to 1272 and encodes 423 amino acids. NCBI's taxonomy places the organism in Eukaryota, Fungi, Ascomycota, Eurotiomycetes, Eurotiales, Aspergillaceae.
AUGCUCCAACUUUCCAGCCUCCUGACCCUAUCGAUUACAUUCGCGCUUGGAGCCGGCGCUUCUAGUGCUUCUAUUCUCACAUUUGAUUCAAAUAGUCGAGGGCAUAGCUUAAGAGAUUGGACAGUGUCAGGGGACGCCGCUCGACUUGUGCUAGAACAUCGAACGAAGUCUCCCGAUGCAUCAUUUCUUGGAGAAACAGACCAAAACACCGUGGACCUGUUAAAUCUAGCUGGGGGAACACCAUCACCAUUGUUUGGUGCCACUGCUGGAAAUGCUCAAAACCUGAAGAGCGUACUCAUUUUAGAGGGUUUAGGCUCUAAAGUUGGGUCUUUUCUCCAAGAGAACUACCCAGGAAAUUUGUCGAUUGCGCCAUCUUUUCUUCUAGAUGAUUAUGCCCUGGCCUCUUCUUUUAGAGGCGGGCCCAAGACCCAACCUGUCAAGAGACGCUGCCUGUUUCACAGUCAUAAUAGAGCUGAUUCCUCCAAGGAUAUUCAGGUCGCUGAAUAUUGCCUUGCCAACUACCCUAUCUCCCAAGGCGUUCCUCACUUUCAUAGCAAGGAACUACUCAGUCAUGUUGAUUUGUUGGAAUCUUGGGUCGAUGAGUCUGCAUCGACUACAGUCCUGAAGGUUUCUCUUAAGCCGCAGAAUAAACAUGCAGAUAGUGCUUCAAUUACACAUGUUCUGAAGUCGCUUUUGGAGGGUCUAUCUACGCUCUCAUCCUCAUCAGAAGGCAAUCAAAUUACUACACUAGUUUUUUCUGAAUCGCGAGAUUCUCUUGAAUCAAAGCGCAGCAUGUGGCCUCGAAGCAUCAACAAAGAGCAAACUUUAUCCAGAUUGGCUGGCUCGGCAGCUGAUUGGCAAUCGUCUCGAUUUUUGUCUAGAUCUGAACAGCAGAUCAUUCCAUCAAACCUGAUCCCUGUCUGUCAUGCCUCUGAAUCUUCUUGUACUGAGGCAACCAAUAGCUGCUCAGGGCACGGAUCUUGCUACAGAAAGUUCGGUUUGGGAAAUACAGAAGCUUCCAGCGAGUGUUAUGCCUGCAAAUGUCAGGAAACGAUCCUAAAGAAAGCAGACGGCACGGUCCAAAAAGUCCGGUGGGGUGGAUCGGCAUGCCAAAAGAGGGACAUCAGCUCUCCCUUCUUCCUGAUUACAGGUAUCAGUAUUAUGAUCCUGGCGGCAGUCGGUACCGCUGUUGGGAUGCUAUUUAGUAUUGGGCAAGAUGAGCUGCCCGGUGUAAUAGGUGCCGGGGUCGGGGCACCGAAGGCACAGAAGUGA